GAUAGACAAAGUGGUGAUUUUGAUUUUUAGCCCCGUUGUCUUUGGCGAAGUUUUGUCCAUCGUGGAAUACAUAGUACAAGGUUGUGACUGGUUGUUUGGGUGAAGUGGCCUCUCGCAUUCGUUAGUUAGUUGGAUUGGUGGGAGAUCCGUUAUGUACGAGUGACAUGGCAUUCAUCAUUACUUUCUUAUAAUUGUCAUCUUGUACUAAUGCACUGCGGUCGUUCGUAUGGAUCGGGGAUUAAGUGUGAUAGUUUAAAGUGGUGGUUGCGGUGGUACAUUUGAAUUAAUUCGCCAGUUAUACCGCCUUUCUAGGCUAUGUUUGUAAUUUCUGUUAGCAUACUUUUUGGUUGAGUGACAGCGGGAGAGAUGUAAUCAUAUCUUCACCUUCCCCAGUGCCGUUUGGUAUUCCAGGCAGUGCAUUAAUUUCUGCUAGCAUACUCCACAAAAUGGCAGUGCCUGGGAGCCGUUUGCACUUUCUAGUUGCAUUCUUCCUUGGAGUCCAUUUUGCUGUCUUUGCGUCUGUGUUUCUCCUUCUGAGUUCGAUUCCCCUUUUGCAUUGCUAUCUUUUUCUCUAAUUUCACAAAUGGCCCCUCGUUCACAAAAUAAAUCUGAAUGCCCUUUUAUCGAAUUUGUUAGGGUUGUUGACACCAUCGAAAUGAUGUCGGAGCGUGAGAUGGCUAAGAUGGAUGACGGUCGCAAGGAUGGAGGGUUCGACGCCAUCGAUUGAAAGGAGUUAAUGUGUCUUUAUGGUCACUUGUAGAAGAUGUUGUGCUCUUGGCGCUCCCAUUUGGUGGGUCGAUGUUCGCCCAUCACUUACAGUUUCCUGAGUCCAUCCCUGCCAAUUUGUUCCAUGAUUUCAUGUCCCAAGUCGAUGAGUCGACUGCCUGAGGGAAAAUGCCACUAGAAGCGUGGGUGGCCUACUGAUUCGAAACCAACAACACGGGUGAUGUGAUGGUUCAUGGGAGAUAGUCAGUGUCAUCUUAUGUGUUCAUUCUAUACGUUGCAUCCCGGUUCCUCUUUCCAGGUAACUCUGAAUAUGGCCUUCGUACUGUAUUGGUUCCCCUUUCCGUGCUUGCUACUGGCAGUCAUCAGUUGCUGUUGGUUUCAAUGUUUUUGGGCUAUUUGUUCGAGCAGAUGGAAGACACCGUCCAUCAAAUAAUGGAUCCAAGGUAUAAAAGGCAUUGCAGCUACAUAUUCUCUCCCUUUCUCUUCAUGUACAUGUGUGAACGUCUCGAGCUUAGCAUUGCAACUUUGGAUGGAGAUCAGACUAAAGGACAUUCCUUGGGUGUUUGUCGGGGAAAACGUUGGCUUGGCUCCAAGAGGCUUAGGCAGUUCAGGGUUGCCGAGAUCAAAUUGAAACUGUCUUCUCUAGAAGGGUUUGUGUGGAGACCUUAUACUCAGGCCAUUUGGCAUUCCAUGCCAUUUUGUAUUGGUACUGUCAUUCUUGAAGAUGGCAAAAUGUGCAGCUGAGGCGACUCAUCCCCUUCCUGGCAUGGCACGUCUUAUUCUUUGGCCCGGUGUCAUCGCCUAUCUUGAUCAAUCCGGCGAGGCGCAAGUUGUGGCCUAUCUUCCUAACAGAGUCCUCCAUCAGUACGGGUAUGAUGACUUGUGUUCUCAGUUUCUACAGUCUAUAGGGGAAGAUGUGUUCUGGAGUCGUGGGAAUGGGUUAGCAAUCCCGAGGGUUUCUUGAUUCCCUGUCGCAGGGUACAAGGGAGUUAAGGUCCUUAAGUCCCUGCAUUUGGCCUACAUGUGUUCAUUGCUUGGCGGGUUCCAAUUAUUCAUGUCUGCGACCCCCCGUCCUCAUCACGUCAUGGCUCCUCCUCUGGGUCAUGCAGCUAAGCAAGGACCGGGACCAGCUCCUCCUCAACCAAGGUCUGCAGCAGCGAUGACAGAGGAGCCUGAAUUCAUGGGCGUUAUUCGUAAGGGUAAGCGUCUUGCGGUUGAGGAGGGGCAAGGCAGACGACCACCUACGUCAAAGAAGGCUAGGACAGUGCGGGUGCCUCGCUCUUACUGGCCGUCGGUACCUGGGGAGGCCUGUGAUGCCAGGUCCGAUGUUGCCUCUUCCCGGGCUGAGGAGCACCUACAUGGCAAUCCUCCAACUUCAGUUCCUGAGGCAAAGGAAACAACUGAUACAGAAUCAAUGCAGUCUGUAGUGUCGGUUCCUUCCUCUAAGGUCAUUUCUGUUCUGGUCACUGGUGGGCAAGUGAAAAAGAUGGUUCCCCGUCCACGUAGGAGGGAGCCCGAUAGUGUUGAUUUGGUGGAGGUCGGUAAUGCCCGACGCGAUGUGGGAGCCCCACAAGUCCCUUCUAAGGACAUUGUGGGUGAAAAGGGGGUUUGCGAUGUCAAUAUCUCUUUUGUUCUAGUUUCCCCCGUGAUCAGGCAAUUGGUGAGAGAUCUGCAAUCCUUACAGCCCCCUGCCGAGGUGUGACGGUUCAGCACAGGCUUAGCCUUGCCUUGCCUACGCUUGGCAGGCUUACGUUAGGGUCAUGCCCGUCAUUUUCGCCUAUAAGA
Molecule: messenger RNA, 2511 nt
Organism: Nelumbo nucifera (sacred lotus)
Lineage: Eukaryota; Viridiplantae; Streptophyta; Magnoliopsida; Proteales; Nelumbonaceae
Source: RefSeq, a predicted model, not a curated record